GUCUACUACUGAGUAGUUCUUGUACCUCUAGUCCGGCUCCGAACCUAUGAUACAAAUUCUUGGAGCUGUAGGCCACCCGUUAUUUGUCUUGAAGACGGCCAAAGCAAGAGUGCAUCAUGCGGAGGAUCACCCGUCUAUCCAUCCAAGGUCGAAGCCCUCCAGACGUCCAGCGUGGACGCCUCUCGCCAUGCUUGAACUAAUACCCAUUGCGGCCUCCUUGCUGGGAGAACUGUUGGUGUCCUUCGUCGUCCGCCCUUCUUAAUUUCUCCCACUCUUUCUGAUUCCUCGCGUUUUUCUCUUUGUUUCGGGUUACUCUAUCGCAAUCUCUCGAGAGGGUGGGCCUGAGUCGGCGGUACGACACCAUGUAAAUCGCUGUUUGUGGUGGCUCUCUUAGUGUAAAUCAGAGGAGGCGCAGAACUUUUUCGAUGGAACAGUUGAGUUUAUGUGUAUAGAGAUAUGGAUGAGUGUUGAGGGUCAUGGGCUAGGGCUAUACUAAACCGAGUACAUACUGCGGAGGGAUCCAACGCCGUGACCGAGCAGACUACCAAACUAGACCAUGAACCAUAGUUUCCC
Aspergillus candidus is the source of this 573-nucleotide messenger RNA. RefSeq lists its product as uncharacterized. NCBI's taxonomy places the organism in Eukaryota, Fungi, Ascomycota, Eurotiomycetes, Eurotiales, Aspergillaceae. The record is from RefSeq and is a predicted model, not a curated record. The transcript has a single exon. Bases 47 to 262 code for a protein of 71 amino acids.